UUUUCUUUUUCUUUCUUUUUUUUCUUUCUUCUUCUUUUUAUUCACUUUAUGUCUUCUUAUAGUCUUGAUUCUUAUUCUCAACAAACUAGACGAUGUUCUAAUCGAGAUGAUAUUACUGAUUCAUAUUUUGAUGAUGAUUUUUCAAUGGAUGAAAAUAGUAGUCUGUCUAGUUAUGCUACUACGUCAGGGAGUACUACCAUUCAAUAUCAAAACGUCAGCCAUCAAAAAAAAUCAGAUCCAGCAUAUGAACUUUUUGAAACUAUGAACUAUUAUAACGAUACAGAUAUUGACAUGAUAGAUCAAGAAGUCAGUCAUCGAAAUCGUGAAGCAUUAAUACAACAAUUAUAUACAUCAGAAUCUACUUACCUUCAAUCAAUUGAACUUAUCAUGAAGUUAUUUUUUAAUCCUUUAAGGACUGAUUUACCUCAAUCCCCGACAUCAUCUCCCUCUUCUUCUUCAUCACCAUCAUCAUCUUCCUUUUUAGGUGGAUCACGCAAACCUAUUUGUACUCAGCGCGAGUUACAAUGGUUAUUUUGUAAUAUGGAUGAAAUCUAUCAACUUCACAAAACCAUUCUUAAAGCCCUAGAACAGAGGCUGAGUACCUUCGGCCCGAAUCAAUUGAUCGGCGACAUUCUCCAUGAUACCAUAUUCAAUUCAUUGGGAAGAUGUUAUGGAAAUUAUUUGGAUAACUAUCAUAUUACUGUCACAACCUAUGAUCGCCUAUCCUCAUAUGGUCCCUUCAAAAAAUUCAUCGAGUCAGUCCAUAAGAAUCCAUUGUUAAAAGGCGCUACUCUUUUAUCUUUAUUACAAAUCCCAUCAAGUUGUAUCAAUCGUUAUACCCAAAUAUUCACUAGGAUUGCUGAUGUUACUUAUAUAUUGCAUCCAGAGUAUACCACCUUACAAUCGCUUAAACAAUCCAUCCUUGGCCUAAAUGAAGAAAUAAGACCAUUAAUUGAAAAUGCAGAUAAUGUGGACCAGGUACUUUUGAUUCAUCAAGCGUUAGUUGAUGCACCGUUCAGAAUACACGCGGAUCGACGAUUGAUCCUGCAAGGCGAGCUCACGAGAAUUAACAGUGUACAGCGACGGAGCAAUAAUUUCAAUAUGGAUGGAUUGAAAAAGUCGCCAAAAAUAAAGAGGACGUUCAUCCUGUUCUCUGACAUGUUGAUGAUUGUUCAAGCCAAGCCAGGGCCCAAGCGUACCGUGUUGCAAUACAAAGGUCAUGUCUCACUGGAAAGUGCAAGAGUCCGUGCCUUACCACGAUAUGAAUGUGGUAAAGAUCAUUGUAUCGAAUUGAUCUCUAGCUAUAGUGGUGUUGAUACUAUGCAUACCACCGUCGUAAGCUCAUCUCGAAGCCUGGUACUACAAACUAAAAAUGCAGACGAGCAAGAAGAAUGGGUGUACCAUUUGUCAUCCGUCAUCGCCGAUUUAGGAAGGUCAGCCGCAAAAGCUUCUAGGACGCGAUUAUUACAGGAACAAAAAGCAAGGUCCAUAAAAAUAGAUAAAUCAAAGAGUGUUAUGAAUAGUGGUGAUAGUUUAUUUGACAAAAUACUUUGAAUCACUUUUUUUUUUAUUUAAUAUAUAAAAGACUGUAGAGCUUUUCGAA
Molecule: messenger RNA, 1603 nt
Organism: Halteromyces radiatus
Lineage: Eukaryota; Fungi; Mucoromycota; Mucoromycetes; Mucorales; Cunninghamellaceae
Product: Dbl homology domain-containing protein
Exons: 8
Coding region: 49-1554 (501 amino acids)
Molecular function (GO): guanyl-nucleotide exchange factor activity
Source: RefSeq, a predicted model, not a curated record